AUGCCAGCCGACUCUACGCCGCCGGUGAUAGUCCGACCCAUCCCCCGACGGCCCUUCAAUCUCAACUUCACCAGCGCGACGCCGCCCGACGAAGAUUCAUCGCCGUCACCGGGACCACGGCGGCCCGCCGACGAUGGCUCGCUCUCGCCACUCCACGCUCGCGACUACGCCCGUCCCCAGUUCCUGCGCAGCGGCGGCCCGUCAAACGUCCCUUCAGAACCCGGCAGCGCCUCGAUAUCGCGCGCCCAGUCCAUCAUGAACCUGACCUCAUCCACCCUGUUUGGCAUCUACAGCCCAACCACGACGGGUCCUGGCCCUGGCAGGGGCUUCGGCUCUUCGUAUACAUACAACGACCGCGAUGAAUCCGGCACCCCCUGGGGCGCGGGCGCCGAGUCGCCGCGCGAGCACGACCCCGAGGAGCGCGACCGCAACGAGGCCCUCGACCGGCUCCGGGAGCGCCUCGGCGUGCCACCCAAGUCCCACACCCGCGGCCCCGCCGCCGCUGCCACAUACGCCAUGCCCUUGUCGCCGGCGCUACCGCCCGAGCCCCGGGCCCCGGCCGCCGACCCGGCGGUACCUACCUCGCGCUCGGGCCUAGUGCUGUCGCUUGCCGCAAAGGUGGUGCUCCUCUUCGCCCUCGGUGUGGGCUACGGCAUGCUCGUGUGCAGGUUGCAGGACGAGCACGGCUCGGGCAUGCACCAUGAGGGCCGGCAGUCCGGCGGCUCCUUCUUCCCCGCCAAGGGCUCGCAGGACUCGCGCUACGUGGCCUUCUGGGGCUUCUCCGGGGUCCUGCUCGGCUCGCUGCUUCCGUGGUUCGACCACUUUUGGGACCGGACCUUUGGUUCCGACAGACAGCCAGCCCCGGGCCACGCGCCAGAAGGCGCUGAAUCCGACAGUACCAGGCCCGACACCGACUGGGCGCUAGUGAUCCGCGGGGUUGGGGCGUUUGCGGGUAUCGUAUUUGCCAUUCGCAAGCUCCCUUGGGCGUCAACCAUGCAGGUGUCGCUGACCCUUGCCCUGGUAAACCCGUUCCUCUGGUACCUGAUUGACCGGUCCAAGUCGGGCUUCACCCUCGCGAGCGCCGUGGGCGUGGUCGGGACGGCCGUCAUCGCCGGCGUGGACCCCGGCAUGAUGCCGACGCCGACGGGGUACAGCUCGGGGCUGGCCCAUGACGACGGCUCGGGCCCGUCGUGGGCGGAGCCGCUGGGCAGCCACGCGGCCGUCGAGACGGGCAUCUGGAUGCUCAGCGUCCUCUUUUGCAGCUGCGUCUGCUUUGGAAACAUUGGGAGGCGGCUGGCUUUGAGCACGUCGUCGCCCGCCCGAGGCCGCUGGGGCGGGGUGAAAUGA
Gaeumannomyces tritici R3-111a-1 is the source of this 1347-nucleotide messenger RNA. RefSeq lists its product as hypothetical. Gene Ontology annotation, cellular component: endoplasmic reticulum. The record is from RefSeq and is a predicted model, not a curated record. Bases 1 to 1347 code for a protein of 448 amino acids. NCBI's taxonomy places the organism in Eukaryota, Fungi, Ascomycota, Sordariomycetes, Magnaporthales, Magnaporthaceae. The transcript has 2 exons. Gene Ontology annotation, biological process: sterol biosynthetic process.